AUGACCAUCGACAUUCUGCUGGUCAUCCUCUCCCAAUUGUUCAUCUGUUCGCACCUCUCGACCGGCGAGGAUCUAUACGAAGGUAGCCCAUGCCUCAUGGAAAACGGCAACGAAGGGGUCUGUAAGAAGCUACCAGAAUGUCCGCCGAGGCUAAAGGAGGUGAAGAAUCACACGAGAGACUGGGGUUCGACGGGCAGAUGCGGAUUCGAUAAUUUCGUGGAGAUCGUUUGUUGCCCUCUGAACGUCAGUGAGAAGCUAUCGAAGAGACCGGCCGAGUCUGCUUGCGAGCAACAACGAUCAGACGAGGAGGUGUCGUUCCACAUAUACAAUGGAGUCGAGGCGCAAUCGAAGGAGUUUCCAUAUGUGGUCGCUCUUGGAUUCAACAACACCGAGGAGGAUGGUCCUUCAAUUGUAUACAGCUGCGGAGGUAGCUUGAUAAGCACAGAGCACGUGUUGACCGCGGCGCAUUGUGUGAGAAAUGCGAAAAAUCUGGUGCCGAUUGAAGUAAGAGUAGGUGAUGAAGACUUAAGCAGCACCGGGGGUAGCGUGCAACGUAUUCCAAUCAGCGAUAUAAUAAUCCAUCCGAAAUAUAGGAUCCGCACGGUGUACAAUGACGUGGCUAUUCUGAAGUUGAAAAAAAAAGUAGAGCUGUCGAAUACAGUUAAGCCUAUCUGCCUUCAAACCAGAUCCUUAAACACCAUAAACAUGACAUCGAACACAUCUUUGGUGGUCCUUGGAUGGGGUGCAACGAGUUUGGACAGCGAGGGCUCUAAUAGGCUGAUGAGGACGCCCAGCCUCAGUAUCGUGGGCAUAAAGGAAUGCAACAAGUCCUAUAGCGGAUUCUCUAUAUCCAGAUUGACCAAUGGCAUCGACGAUAACAUGAUCUGCGUGAUCGAUUCGGACAGUAACAGAUUAUCGGACAGCUGUCUCGGUGACAGCGGCGGUCCGUUAGUGAUGUUGGCCGAAAGCGGUGACAGUGUCAUCGGGAUCACAGCCUUCGGGUCGAGUUGCGGCAGUACGAUUCCGUCGAUUUACAUGGCGGUGCAUCGAUAUCUGGAUUGGAUCGAGGAGCACGUGUGGCCGAGCGUGAACAACGAACCAAAACCGAGAGAAUCGGACGUAUUCAAAUGGUCCUUUAAUCUGACGAUAACAUAAUCCGAUCCGUAAGAGUGAUAGUUUCACGUUCACGUGAGUGUGAUUGAAUUUGAAAUUGCGCGCGAAAUUGUUGGUAAUUGUGUGUAAUUGCUGGUA
Messenger RNA from Dufourea novaeangliae, 1251 nucleotides. Its product is annotated as venom protease-like. Gene Ontology annotation, biological process: proteolysis. The record is from RefSeq and is a predicted model, not a curated record. The transcript has 5 exons. The coding region runs from base 1 to 1155 and encodes 384 amino acids. Lineage: Eukaryota; Metazoa; Arthropoda; Insecta; Hymenoptera; Halictidae. Gene Ontology annotation, molecular function: serine-type endopeptidase activity.